AUGUCUCAACAACAAGAAGAAAAUCUAAGUAAGACAGAUGAAGAUCACAAUGAAAAUAAUGAUGAAGAAAUGGAAGAUGGUGAAAUUGAUGAUAGUGAUGAAGAUGAUACCCAACCAACAACGGCAGCAGCAGGAGCAUCAGCUGCAGCUGAAGCUAAAGAACCAACACCACAAAAACAACAACAGGAAUUGCAAAAAUCUUCCAACACACAUGCGAAUGAACAAACGGCGGCGUCUGGUGCCGUCCAACAGCAGCAACCAUCGUCAGCUAAAUCUAAAAAGCCUCAACCUCCAGAAGAUGAUUAUGCCAGUAAAAUUCAAAAGGCUCUGGAAGAUGUGCUCAUAAAGAAGGGUGUCGAACCAACACUACCAAAAAUUGUCGAAGCCAAGAAACAACAAAAUGAAAACAGUGAUGAAUCCGGUGCCCAGGGCCAGAGCAAAAGUAGUCGUCGUCGUAAGCGAAAAAGACAGCGUGAAGAAAAAGAAAAGGAGAAGGAAAAGCGCAAACGUCAAGAAACCACCAAUGAUCCCAUGGGCCCACCACCUUUGGGCGAUGAAAUGGAUAUGGAUGAAUUCGAAAUGAUGAAUGUACGUGGCGGUAGUCCACCACCCAUGGCUGCCCUACCACCACCCACCAUACAUUUAUAUGACGACUAUGAUUCGCGUGAUGAUUCGGCCUCCUCCUAUGACAGUUAUGACAGCAAUGGCGAGAGUAGUAAUGGUGAACGUAGUAGAAGACGCCGCAAAAAGGAAUCACGUCGACGCAAAGAGAAGCGCACCGAACGCCACGAAAAACGUUCGCGACGUGAGUCCCUCGACGAGAAACAUCGCAAUGAACCACGCAAACUGGAGUUGUGCAAAUUCUAUUUGAUGGAAUGCUGUGCCAAGCGUGACAAAUGCUCCUAUAUGCAUGCCGAUUUCCCUUGUAAAUAUUACUAUUUGGGUAUGGAGUGUACGGCCAAAGAAGAUUGUAAAUUUGCCCAUGGCGAACCAUUGUCGGAGGAGUUGCGCAACAUUUUAUUGAAACAUUUGGAAACGGCACCCAAAGAAAUUUUGGGCAAUUUCAAGCGAAUGUCCAGGGAGAACUCGAUAAAUAUGAUAACGAAACGGCAUGAGGAAUUGUGUCGAAAGUUUAAUGUACAAAAUGUAUGGGCGCCAAUAAAUGCCAACUCCCUGCCCAUGAACAAUAAUCGCCGGAAUAACAAUAAUAAAAACAACAAUAACCACAACAACAACAAUAAUAAUGAUCAUAAUAAUCAUCAAAGGUCUGCAAUACCUUCGCUAUUGGAUUUGGUUAUACCACCACCCAAUAUGGAUAUGCCACAAUCCCACAAUAGUCAGAAUAAUAGCAAUAAUAGUAAAUCCAAUGAAAAUAAACGUAAAUCUCGUUGGGCUGAUAAUAGCAGUAAUAACAACAGCCACAACAGCAACAGUGGUGGUGGAAAUCAACAAAAUUCUUUGCUUGUACAGCCGCCAUCGAAGAGCGCCCCUAGCUAUUUGGAUUUGAAAAAUCUAACUGGUAUUUUGAGUAAGGAACACAUUGACAAACUCUCGCAAAUGGGUAUUGUCAAUUUGGAACAGGUUAAUCAGCUAACAUUUGGUCAAUUAAAUCAAAUUGGUUUGACAAUAGCCGAAAUAACUGAGAUUCAGUUGAAUGCCAUGAAUAUGGCCAAAUUGACAGGAGGCAGUGGCAGUGGUGGUGUUGGAAAUUUGAAACAAAAAUCUACAGACAAUAAAUCACAGGAUAUUGGUAAAACCUCUAAUGGUGAUGUUGAUAUGCGCUUCCUACCCAACGUGCCAGCAGCAGCUAGUAGUGCAGCCACAACUUUGUCCACAACGACGACGACAACAACACACGAUGGCCUAGAUAAAGAUACUACAAAUUCCUCGAAUUCCAAUAGCAGCAGUGGUGUGGUAGUGGUUGACUAUUCUCAGUACUUAAAAGACUCAAAUCUAUCCUUUGAUAAAGGAGGAGAUAUAUAUGAUGAUGAAAAAGACGAUGAACAAUUGGUCAUUGAUGAUGAUGAUAAUUUAGACGCAGAAGAAUCUGCACAAAAAUCGUCCAGCCUUGAACAAAAUCACAAUUCCCUAAAUUCUCAAUCCUAUGAUAAUGGUUUUGCCGGCAAAUUACACAGCUCUAUGAGCGGCGAUACAGCAAAAAAUUUACGCAAUCCCUUUAGGACUGGAGGUGGUUUCUAUGACAACAGUAGUGAUAACCACCGGCUAACCGAUGGAAAUUCUUUCAAAUCUCCAAAUAAAGAUGAUGACGAAGAGGAUUCAUAUUAUUCACCAAUGUAUGCGAAACGAAAAAAUUCACGUGAUAGUAGAUCACGAUCACGUACACCUCCGGCGUCAACUGGUUUAGAUUCGAAUGCAACACCCGAAGCUUCACAAUCACCAAAAUCAUUUGAUCGUUUAAGGGGAGAUGUCGCCGAUGAGCUGUCGUCGGACUCAACAAAAAAAGUUGUCUACGAGCGAUCAACAAUCUAUGAUUAUAAUAAUCAUAGUACCGAUGCAGAGGUGACACGAUUUAAGAGCGACAAAGAUAUGCGUUUCUUGCCUGGCUCAUUGUUGGGUGAUACCGGCAGCACGGGUGAUACAGAUUUAAGGCUACCAUUCCAGCCAAUGACCAACUAUACGCCGGCCACUGAAAUUGAUGGUUCCAUAACCUCACACCUGCCCAUAACAUAUAAAGUGUAUCUAGUUGAUGUACCCCAGCCUAGCUAUAAUGAUUUGAAGCAGCACUUCAAAUCAGAUCAAACAACAGAUCCAAGACUGAGAAGAAUUUUAGGUUUACCCGAACUUUCACCCUCCAAGACAUCAACGGCUUUGAGUCGAAAAGUGCGUAAAGCAAGUAAUACCAGUAUAGCUUCACCCUCAGAAACUGAGGAUGCCUCACCGCGUUACUAUACACCACCCUCCUCCUCGACGGCUGAAGAAAAAAUCAGCAAAACAUCUUCAACAACGUCAUCGAGAAGUGAUCCCCGAACAGCAGAUCCACGUGGCGAUCCAAGAACAUCGGAUCCAAGACAAACGGCGGCGGAACAAUCUAGGUCCUCAGAUCCACGUUCAUCAGAUCCCAGAUCACGUACAGAUCCUCGAUCAGCAGCAGCUGCUGCUUCUUCCAUGGCGACUGGAGAAACCUCAAACGCAGCUAAUCCCGCCGGCGGACAAAAACAAAACAUCGAAAUUCGCAAUCUAUUACAAAAAUCCGAAUGGUAUAAAAAUCUUAAUUCGAAAUUUAAGAUUAUGGUCAAUCAACAGCUGGCAUUGGUAUCAACGGAAUUGAAGAAAUUCCAUCAGGAUCCCUCACCCAAUAAAAUAUUUGACAUUUCCUUCAUUGUCAACAAUCAGACAUUGCAACAGAUUUUGACAAAUUUAGGCAUAUACAUCGAUGAUAACGGUGAGGUGGCCCACAUUGAAGGUGAUGGCGAUGAAAUGAUGAAUGGUGGCGGCGACAGUAGUGGUGGACCACAAGAUUUACCAGGUAAUCUUAAAUCGAAUAUAACCUUGCCAAAUCUGUCACAACCACCACCCAACGCGGCGGCUGCUGCUGCGAUUGGCAAUCAAAUGAACACUAGUUUGGAUUUCCUUAGGGCGCCGCCACCAAAUAUGGUGCCGCAGGGAACACCACCAAACAUGGCCUUGGGUCCCAUGUUCCAAAGGCCACCCAUGGCAUUUGCACGACCCAGCCUUUUGGGUUUACCACCCGGUCAGGGUAAUCCCAUGAAUCCUUUCAAUAAUCCCAUGAACAAUAUGAAUAUGAAUAUAAAUCCGAAUUUCAUUGGUGGCGGCGGUGGUCCAGGAUUAUUGGGACCAUUUGGUGGUGGCAUGGGUCCAGGACCCAAUUUCGGUGGUGGUGGCAUGCCACCCAUGGGCAUGCAACAACAAAAUCAACGUAAUUUCAAUAACAAUCAACGCAACAAUAAUCGCAAUCAAAAUAAACGAAGAAUAUAG
This is a messenger RNA of Musca vetustissima, 3957 nucleotides long. RefSeq names its product protein suppressor of sable (gene su(sable)). The transcript is spliced from 5 exons. Bases 1 to 3957 code for a protein of 1318 amino acids. Gene Ontology annotation, molecular function: metal ion binding; RNA binding. Gene Ontology annotation, cellular component: nucleus. Gene Ontology annotation, biological process: negative regulation of DNA-templated transcription. NCBI's taxonomy places the organism in Eukaryota, Metazoa, Arthropoda, Insecta, Diptera, Muscidae. The record is from RefSeq and is a predicted model, not a curated record.